AUGACUCCCAAGCGCUGCCGGGACAUCAUGUUCCACCUGCACGUGCAGGAGAUGGAACGGAUGCGCCAGAAGCGCACGUUCCCCAUGCCAAAGGUGCAGCCUGGCGACCUCGUGGAGGUCAGGUACGAGCUGAGCCGGAGCCAGGAGACCACCGCCACCUUCCAGGGCUUCUGCAUCGAGGUGAGGAACAAGUUCCUCAACUCGGGCUUCGUUCUGAAGAACACAUACGACGGCGUCGGGGUAGAGCAGCUUGUCCCGCGCUACUCGCCCCGAGUAUUGAAUGUACGAGUUGUGCGAGCUCUGCAGCCUCGCAGUCCAAAGGUUGACCCGCGCCCGUCGACAAGGAAUUACCGACACAUGUGGCAUUAUUUUCAGCGUUCGAAGUACUCCCAGGGCAAGCGAAUGCUGUGGAGAUUCCACACGCCGCAGCGGCCAGGCAUCAUGUCGCUGGAGCCCAAGAUCCGCGCCGAGCUGAAGAAUCUCCGGAGGUGGGGCCGCCCUCCCCUCCCCGCUCCCGUUCUCCUCUGCCCCCUCGUUCCUCCGGUUCUCCCGGGUCUUCGAUCAUGCCCCCCUUGCUGCACGCGACCACCCAGCCCCGGCGCGGAAGACCGGCGAGGACCCUCGGGGGUGGACAGACCUCCUGCCUUGACGCGCCGAUCCGUGAAUUGGCCGUCUUCGGCUCGCGAGAGGACGUCGAGGAAGUCAUGUUCUGCGUGCCCAGGUCCGUCGGUUUCGGCCCCAGGCCGUUUCCACUAA
Prorocentrum cordatum is the source of this 756-nucleotide messenger RNA. NCBI's taxonomy places the organism in Eukaryota, Dinophyceae, Prorocentrales, Prorocentraceae. The record is from the annotation of a GenBank genome assembly.